Benincasa hispida (wax gourd) is the source of this 1233-nucleotide messenger RNA. Its product is annotated as transcription factor ILR3-like. Gene Ontology annotation, molecular function: DNA-binding transcription factor activity; protein dimerization activity. The record is from RefSeq and is a predicted model, not a curated record. Gene Ontology annotation, biological process: intracellular iron ion homeostasis; regulation of DNA-templated transcription. NCBI's taxonomy places the organism in Eukaryota, Viridiplantae, Streptophyta, Magnoliopsida, Cucurbitales, Cucurbitaceae.
AGCCCAUACCCAAAAUAAUAACUACGCGUUUGGAUGACGUAUUUCUCCCACUCGAUCCCAAUAUGGCCGAUCAUCUGCCAGCAAUACUCCAAAAUCCCUAAUCUUCUCCAAAUUUUAUCGUCCCCUUAAAAUUCAUCUCCUUCAGUCGCACGACCCCUAACCCUAACUUUGGUUCUGUAAUUCCUCUACAAUCAUCAUUCCCGUGUUUCUUCCAAUUUUUCUGGCCGGAAAUUUUGAAUUUUUCCGGCGAUCCCACGUUUUUUUUUUCAAUAAUUGUUUGAGAAAUGGUAUCCCCCGAAAAUCCCAAUUGGUUGUUUGAUUAUGGUUUGAUCGACGACAUCCCUGUACCAGAUGCGAAUUUCCCGGUCACGAGUUCAAGCUUCUCCUGGUCUAUUCAGCCCUUUAACGGCACUCCUGAUCCCGGUGUGGAAAUUGAUGGAUCGUUGGCAGAUCUUGAUGGUCGUCUAGAAUCUGGCUCAAAGAAGAGGGUCAGAUCUGAUUCAUGUAGUGCAUCAAGCUCCAAAGCUUGUAGGGAGAAAUUGCGGAGGGAUAGGCUCAAUGACAAGUUUCUGGAACUGAACUCCAUUUUGGAUCCUGGAAGACCACCCAAAACUGACAAAGCUGCAAUUUUAGUUGAUGCGGUUCGAAUGGUGAAUCAGUUGCGUAGCGAAACCCAGAAACUAAAAGAAUCGAAUUCAAGUCUCCAGGAGAAGAUUAAAGAGUUGAAGGCCGAGAAGAAUGAGCUUCGCGACGAGAAGCAGCGGCUCAAGGCAGAUAAGGAGAGGCUAGAACAGCAAGUCAAGUCGAUGCCUGCUCAACAACCUGGCUUCUUACCUCCACCAAUCCCCACAUUUGCUGCUCAGUGUCAAGCUCCUGGCAGUAAGUUAGUUCCUUUCAUUGGUUACCACCCAAGUGUUGCCAUGUGGCAGUUCAUGCCACCUGCUGCGGUGGACACGUCACAGGAUCACAUACUCCGGCCACCCGUCGCUUAACUUGGUAGCAACCAAGGUUGCCAUGAAGAAACCAUUGGCAGCAUCUGAUUGGUUGGGAUUUUGCCCCGGACCUUCAUGUUUAUUCUGCCAUUGUAGACUAAUGUAUUAGUAUUUUUAGUUAGUAGGUUCGCUUGUCAAUUGAUUUUGGGGCGGUCUAUGUUAUUUGUCAUUGGAUACUUGAAAGAACCUUACUGUUUUAAGUUUUGUAAUUGUAAAUGUGAAUAAGCGAGUGAUUUGGUAA